Molecule: messenger RNA, 1998 nt
Organism: Gordionus sp. m RMFG-2023
Lineage: Eukaryota; Metazoa; Nematomorpha; Gordioida; Chordodea; Parachordodidae
Product: delta(24)-sterol reductase-like
Exons: 9
Coding region: 10-1887 (625 amino acids)
Biological process (GO): steroid metabolic process
Cellular component (GO): membrane; cytoplasm
Molecular function (GO): Delta24(24-1) sterol reductase activity; FAD binding
Source: RefSeq, a predicted model, not a curated record
UUUAAAAACAUGUGGAUUCUUUUUAAUGCGAUUUUGACUUCGAUAAUAACUUUAUGUUUUAUAUUUGGAAUUAAAUAUUCUCAUAUUAUUACAUUUAUACGAUGCUUAGCAAUAUGCUUAAUAGUCCUUCCUCUUUCUUACAUAUAUACCCUUUAUUUUAAUAUACGAAACUGGAUAAGAUUUGCUUUAAGAAGUUGUCCAGAAGAACAUGGGAAAAAAGUUCAAGAUAUCAUCAAACAAAUUAGAUUUUUUAAUAAAAUGGAUCUUGGUGUUCCAAUGUGUACAAGCAGGCCUGGGUGGCAAAAUAUGUCACCACAUAAUGCAAAAUAUAAAUCCAAAUUUCAUAAAAUUAAAAUUGAUCUCUAUGAUAUAUUAGAUAUAAACACAGAUAAACAAUAUAUAAAAGUCGAACCAAUGGUGACAAUGGGGCAGAUUACUUCUACUUUAUUGCCUUUAAAUUGGACCUUACCAGUUUUACCUGAAUUAGAUGAUUUGACAAUAGGUGGAUUAAUUAAUGGUUGUGGAAUUGAAACAUCUUCUCACAAAUAUGGUUUAUUUCAGCAUAUAUGUAUAAUGUACGAAGUAGUGAGUCCCACUGGUGAACUCUUAACAUGUUCUAAAGAUGUAAACAGGGAACUAUUUUACAAUAUUCCAUGGUCCCAUGGUACCUUAGGUUUUUUGGUAUCGGCUAACAUCAAGAUAGUACCAGCCAAGCCUUACGUUCAUUUGCGAUAUUUUCCCAUCAAUAAUUCCAAUUUCACCGAAAUUAGUCAUCAAUUCGAAAAAGCUUGUUAUGAUUUGUCAUGCGAUUUCGUCGAGGCCAUCCUAUAUUCUCCGACGGAUUGCGUCAUUUUAAAAGGUAAUAUGUCGGAUUUACCACCCAUCGCCGACGAUUCUAAAAAUCGAGAUAUCACCAAAUUUUCACCCCCAAAGAUCAACCCUUUGGCAGCGUUCUACAAGCCCUGGUUUUACGUUUACGUAGCGGAAUUUUUGCGUAGGGACGAGAAAGGCAAGGGAGACCCGCCGCGCGUACACGAAGAGUACGUGCCUAUAAGGCAAUACUAUCACAGGCACUCCAAAAGCUUAUUCUGGGAAAUCGAACAUAUGAUUCCAUUCGGUAAUCACCCAUUUUUCCGCGUACUCUUCGGCUGGAUGCUACCCUUAAAGGUGUCCUUCUUAAAACUCGCGCAAACCGAAAGGGUGAAAAAAUUGUACGAGAAGCUGCACGUCGCCCAAGAUAUCUUGGUUCCAGCUUCGAAUUUAGAAGAAAUGUUGACCUUUUGCGACGAUAAAUUCGCGUUAUACCCCAUUUGGUUGUGCCCCAUGAAACUUUAUUACCGUAACAGGGGUAUGGUGUACCCGCCUAUUCGACACCUCUUCGAUCACGAUAUCUCCGAAAAUAAUUUCGACAUGAUCCCGAGUAUCCAGAAUAAUGACGACGAAAAUCAAAGAAGCGAGGAACUAACCACAGGUGGCGAUGCUAAAUCUCCGCUAAAGAAGGAUCUUCUUAACGCGGAAUCUUUUGCCGAUUUCACGAUGAUCGAUUCUCGUAAUCUCGCAAGUACUAGAAAUUUUGGGUUAAAAGAAGAAAAAUGGGGGAUGUAUAUAGAUGUAGGACUGUACGGAAUGCCAAAGUCACCGCGGUUUAAACCGGUCGAUAGCUUGCACGAAUUAGAAAAACUUUUGAUCAAAAAUGAUGGUUUCGAAAUGUUUUACGGUGACGUUUAUUUGACGCGUCAAGAAUUCGGUCAAAUGAUGGAUCUCACGACUUACGACAAAUUGAGGACGCGUGCUAAAAUCGGCGAUGCCGACAACGCGACCGAGGGCGAACCUAAAUGGUACUUGCCUCACGUUUACGACAAAGUGAACAAGCUCGCUAGAGGAUAACAAAGACCCGAAUAUAUAAUUUUUUAAUAAAAUUUGUUAAUGUUUUUAUUUAAAAAAAGGAAGUAAUAAUAAUUUUGCUCAAUUUAAGCUUUAUUUUUUAAAAAAAAUAAA